Molecule: messenger RNA, 2286 nt
Organism: Clarias gariepinus (North African catfish)
Lineage: Eukaryota; Metazoa; Chordata; Actinopteri; Siluriformes; Clariidae
Gene: xkr9
Product: XK, Kell blood group complex subunit-related family, member 9
Exons: 4
Coding region: 196-1311 (371 amino acids)
Biological process (GO): engulfment of apoptotic cell; phosphatidylserine exposure on apoptotic cell surface; apoptotic process involved in development
Cellular component (GO): plasma membrane
Source: RefSeq, a predicted model, not a curated record
GUGAUCUUGGGUUAUGAGAACCACACAGGCGUUUAAAAGAAGGAAUUGAGAAUAAGAGCCAUGAAAUGGAGCAACAGAAGUGCUUUAAGACCAUAAAGCUGAAAAUGCCUUCCCAGUCUGGAUAUCCUGCAGUAACAAAAUUACUGGAUCACGCAAACAUGGAUAUUUACAGAGCUUGUUCCUGAUAUCCCGACCAUGAGGUUUUCUAAAUUUCGGUGGAUCUGCACUUUAAUUGGACUGAUCUUCUCUGUAGUGGAUAUUGCAUCUGAUUUAUUGCUGAGUGUGCAGUAUUGUAAGGAAAAACGCUACGUCUGGUUUGCCCUGACUCUCUUGUUUAUGCUCGCCGGAUCUAUGUGCGCACAAAUUUUCAGCUACUGUUGGUAUCGGGAUGAUCAUAGUGGUGAUGAUCACCCCCCAAGAACACACACGACUCAUAUAGGCUUGCUUCAUCUGUUACAAAUGGGCUUCUUCACCAGGUACUAUAAUCUGCUGAAGAGGAGCUUUAGCUAUGUAUGGAGGGCACCCUCUGAGUCAAGCAAUGAGAUGUUGCUGUUUGGGUUGGCGGCUGAUCUGAGCAUGCUGAGGCUGAUGGAGACGUUUCUGGAAAGCGUUCCUCAGCUUCUACUGCAGACAUACAUUGUGCUGCAGCAUCAUCGCACCUCCAAAGUACAGUAUCUUAGCAUGGCAGUGUCCUUUCUAAAUGUAGCCUGGAGCACAGUGGAUUACUGGCGCUGUUUACGCAGAUCACUCCCCAACAUCCAAGAAAUGCCAGGUGGAAUUCCUACAGUCGUCUACCUGCUUUAUAAAAUCUUAACAAUCACCGCCCGCAUUCUGAGCCUCGCUCUGCUCCUAAUGCUGACCCCCUGGACUAUCUUGGUGUUAGUUUUCAGCUGGAUAGCAGCGAUGGUGUGGGCUCACAUGUUAAAAACUGAUUUCUGCACACUUCGGUGUGUUGAAGGACUGUAUCGCUGCAUCGUCGGGGUCAUUCUAGUCUUUACCUUUUUCAACAUAAAAGGAAAGAAAACCAAAAGAGAGAUGAUUAUUUAUUAUAUGAUAGUCACGCUGCAUAACUUCUCAGCUCCUGGUUUCAUGUUCCUGUUCAUAGAGAGUAUUGCGGAGUCAGACUUCUUUUUACCCGUUACACUUUUCAUAUUAAUAUCUGAUACACUGGGACUCGGGUUCCUCAUCCUGUACUACACUGCUUUCCACCCGCGGAAUCAAGACGAGUCAGAUGUAGUGGAUGGAAUAGUCACAGUCAACGCAAAUAUUUCCUCCCCUACAAGUCGCUUCGACAGAUUUUUACAACUCUAACACCUUGCAACAUCAUGAUCGAGGACAUUGUUUAAGUUUGUAAUUAAGUUAAUGUUUGUCUUGUAUGCACAAAUUUGGGGUAAUGUUCCGACUCGCCCAUGAGCAUAUACAGUGCCAGUCAAACAUUUGGACACAAGUUUGGAUUUAUUUUCUACAUUCUAGCAAAAUACUGGAUAACACAUACACUAUGGCAUUAGGUAAUUAAGUGAAGACAACAAUAACAAGAACAGUAUUGUCAAAUGCAUUAGCAACAAUUCAAGCACCAUGAUGAAACUGGCUCUCAUGAAGAACAUCCCAGGAAAGCAAGACCAAAACCUCUGCAGCAGAGAAGAAGUUCAUUUAGAGUUACCAGCAUCAAAAAUCACCAAUUAAAAAUUAUUUUAUAAUGCAGAAAGAAAUAAAAAAAUCAGAAACGACCAUGGAAAUGGAAGGGGUGUCCUAACAUUUGACUGAGGGUUGCAUAAAUUUUUGGAAAUGCAUUGCAAACAAAUGUGCUUGGAAUGAAUGUAUUUGAGUCUAUUGGGUAGAGGCAAUCUAGUAAAACCAAGGGCGAAAGAUAAUAAUCUAGGUAGUGAGCAAAAGCAAACUGUACAAGGAAGCUUGGUGAGUAAAAGAAAAGGAAGUACACAAAAGCUAAAUUGAAAGCAAAAGGGCUAACACUAUUUGUUUAAGCUGAUGCAUAAUAGAGUGUUUGUGUAAGUAUUUCUAAAGACCAGCACCUGUAUGGAGGAAUCUAGCUGUUUAUCAUCAUCAUCAUCAUCAUCUGGUGCAUAUAUAUAUUUGAUGCAUAUGUUUGGUUAUUAUGCAGACAAAUAUUAUCCCUAUAGUUCCUAAAUGUUCCGACUGUAAACCUAAUCCCUAACUGUUCAUGAGUGCUUGUGGAAACUCAGGUCCAACACUUAACUCUUUUAGGAUUACUGAAAACAACAUUAAAACACUUUAUUUAAAGCUGCUAAAAUAUUUCAGACUCAAACA